UUGGUUACAGUGAUAAGGCAUAGACGGCUGGACAUUUUGGUAGGUCUCUUUGAUCUCUUAUUAUGUGUUUUAGGAUAUUUUUUAUCACGAAAAACAAGAAAGAAAAUUCGUCGGGCAGGAAUCGGCUUCGGAUAUGCACAUGCAUCACAAAGCUUCCGACAGACAAGGACGGCACCGUUAAGACAACGUGACGGCAUCAGAUCAGAAGGACAGUUGCCCAAGUUUCACUUACAGCUGAUCAAAUGACACAGCUUGACAUCACAGCUUAUACGUUUACUGUUGGAAUCUCUCCCUACCCAGCUGCAACAUAUACGAACCACGCGAUACUUAAACUCAUUAAUGACCAACGCAUCAGAUCAGAAUGGUGUCCGAGUUUCACUUACAGUAGAUCAAAUGAUACAGCUUGCAUGUCACAGCUUGUACGUUAACGUCCCGGAGACAUUUAAUUUUACAUCUGUAUAGUGCUGUCAGGACGGUGAGCAAAAUGGCUGGCUGGUAUAAGUUUCCUGUUCAAAGAUCAAAGACUUUUGUGAAUGUUCUUGCUGCCACUAUGUUCCUUUUGAUAGUCAACAUGUGUGUGUUUUGGACAGAUUUCAACCAUGUUGUAAAAUAUGGGCACUACGGAGCAGCCACAGUUCCCAGCAAAAUUGACGAUCUGUUCAUCCGGAGGACAGAUCUGUCGUCACUUGCACACCGCCACAUGUACAGAUUCGUCUCCAGUUUAGAAGACAAGUGCAAAGGGAAGGAUGUCUUCCUUGUCGUUGUUGUGACAAGCGCGCCUGCCCAUGUUAAACGACGGAACGCCAUUCGUAAAACCUGGGGGAAUGAGACCAUGUUCCCGCAUGGCAACGUUAGGAUACUCUUUGCUCUGGUACACAGCGACAAUGCCCACUUGGAGACCUCCGUGCAGAGAGAGGUCCAGACACGCGGGGACAUCAUACAGGGGGAUUUUCGGGACUCCUACAGGAACAUGACCACAAAGACAGUCAUGAUUCUCAGAUGGGCUGUUACGUUUUGCAGCGGUGCUAAAUACGUUAUGAAAACCGAUGAUGACAUGUUUGUGAACAUUAAGACACUGGUGUCCCAUCUUCAGUCUUUAGAACUGGAAGUCAGAACGGAUCUGUUUAUGGGGGCUAUCCAAACGGGUGUCCGCCCUGUCAGAAGGCCACGUAAUGACAGGUAUUACGUCUCGAAGGAGGAUUUUAGCGAUGACGUAUACCCGGACUAUCUCAGCGGAACAGGUUACGUCAUGUCGAUGGGUGCAGUAAGAAGACUUUACGUCACGGCGUUGAUGACGUCAUCCAUGCCCAUGGAGGAUGUAUACAUGGGAAUCUGCGCAGAAAGGGCGGGCAUUGCACCACGGAGCCACAGUGGUUUUACAUUCCACCGGUUCGGCUUCACCGUGUGCACCCAUCGUCAGAUCGUGACUUCUCACCACUACAGCCCCACAGAACUGCUCACCAUGUGGGACGCUCUCCAGAGGAGUCCGGAGUGUGGCUGGGUACGGGGCCACUUCUCAACCAUCUACGCAAAGGCUGUCAACAGGCUUUCCAUGAUACUACCCUGUUUGUUCAUAGGCUGUGGUGCCAUGGAAGAAUAACGAGCUUAUAAAUAGAAACUAUGAAACGAAAUAGAAGUUGCAUGUUAAGUACACAUGCGUUUUAAGACAUGUCCAUGUUUGUGGUCAUAUAGGUCCUAAGAAAUAAAGUUCACACUUCUCAA
Molecule: messenger RNA, 1722 nt
Organism: Branchiostoma floridae (Florida lancelet)
Lineage: Eukaryota; Metazoa; Chordata; Leptocardii; Amphioxiformes; Branchiostomatidae
Product: beta-1,3-galactosyltransferase 1-like
Exons: 3
Coding region: 485-1600 (371 amino acids)
Cellular component (GO): membrane
Molecular function (GO): hexosyltransferase activity
Source: RefSeq, a predicted model, not a curated record